ACAUCCCGGGGUUUGCAACAGCCCAGGAAAAUGUUCUCUCGGCUUGUUUGCAUCAAUGAUUAUGAACAACAUGCUAAAUCUGUACUUCAAAAGUCUAUAUAUGACUAUUAUAAAUCUGGGGCAAAUGAUCAGGAAACCCUGGCUGAUAAUAUUGCAGCAUUUUCCAGGUGGAAGCUAUAUCCAAGGAUGCUCCGGAACGUUGCUGAAAUAGACCUGUCGACUUCUGUUUUAGGGCAAAAAGUCAGCAUGCCAAUCUGCGUUGGGGCCACUGCCAUGCAGUGCAUGGCUCACGUGGAUGGGGAGCUUGCAACAGUGCGAGCCUGCAGGUCACUGGGAACUGGCAUGAUGCUGAGUUCCUGGGCCACCUCCUCAAUUGAAGAAGUGGCAGAAGCUGGUCCCGAGGCGAUUCGCUGGCUGCAGCUGUACAUCUACAAGGACCGUGAGGUCACCAAGCAGCUUGUGCGGAGGGCUGAGCGAAUGGGCUACAAGGCCAUAUUUGUGACCGUGGACACCCCUUACCUGGGCAACCGCUUUGAUGACGUGCGUAACAGGUUCAAGAUGCCACCCCAACUCAGAAUGAAAAAUUUUGAAACCAGUGAUUUAGCAUUUUCUUCGAAGGAAAAUUUUGGAGAUAAAAGUGGACUUGCUGCAUAUGUGGCUAAAGCAAUAGACCCAUCCAUCAGCUGGGAGGAUAUUAAAUGGCUGAGAAGACUGACAUCUCUGCCCAUUGUUGCAAAAGGCAUUUUGAGAGGUGAUGAUGCCAAGACGGCAGUUAAACACGGUUUGGAUGGGAUCUUGGUGUCAAAUCAUGGGGCUCGACAGCUUGACGGGGUGCCAGCCACUAUUGAUGCUCUGCCAGAAAUAGUGGAGGCUGUGGAAGGGAAGGUGGAGGUCUUCCUGGAUGGCGGUGUGCGGAAGGGAACUGACGUUCUGAAAGCUCUGGCCCUGGGAGCCAAGGCUGUGUUUGUGGGGAGACCGAUCAUUUGGGGCUUGGCUUCCCAGGGAGAGAAAGGUGUUCAGGAUGUCCUUGAGAUACUGAAGGAGGAAUUCUGGUUGGCCAUGGCUCUGAGUGGGUGCCAGAAUGUGAAAGUCAUCGACAAGACAUUGAUCAGAAUUUACAGUACUGGGAAAGGAUCAGAGGGAGAAGAAAUCUUUCCUGCAUGCUCUAACUUGUCUGGCCUCCCCAGUGUCUCUGUGCAUGUAUGACAAUCCAUCAUUCCUGUCUACUGACUAGUUUUUCCUGCAGAAGGUCAUUGCCUAUAACUCUCUCCAACAGUUCUUCAUCAGAUCUUAUUCUGGUGAGAGCUGGAGCCAGAGAGAAUACAGUUGAGCACUUGCCUCUGGCUCCCAUUCUAGCCCUGGGAAGGCUAGACUCCAGGAUGAAGGAGACGGGAAUCCAGCCAUGAAUAUCUGUUCCAGUCAGAUUUCUUGCCAGGCUGGGAUCUGGUCCUUAUUGGAACACCUGAGUUCCUGCUCUUCUAUCUUUCAUCUCUAUGGUUUGGUGGUUUAGACAUUUCCACUGUCAGGUAUGUCCUCUUAUCCAAGAUAGCUGGACCUGAAAACCUACAGAACAGUGAUCAUAGGAGAUUUUGAUCUGCAGUUGUUAUAUAAAAUUCAGAAAUACAGUAUGUUUCCAAAUAGAUUCUUCCAAGUAUGGCUCUUUUAUCCUCAUGUCCUAGGAUUAUCCAGAUAACUCAUAUACAUAGGGAACACUUCUACAGAGACAAAGACCACAUGUUGGGUUUUGAAUAAAACACACUGAUAAGCAAAGUUAAAAAGACAAUAUUGUACAUUGACAUAAUUUAUACUGUAUCUAUUAAAUGUGUUCUAUUUAUGUUUAUUAGCUACUGGGUAUUGAUUCAUCACUUGACUUUUUGCUACCGCAUAGUCUCUUAUUUCCAGUUAUGACGUUCUUUUUUUUUUUUUUGGGUAAGAGGCUCUGGAAAAUUUUUUAAAAAUACAGAUUCUAAAGUUCUGAUUUGUGGAAAAUCUGGAUUACAAGGAGACUAGCCCAUUCUGGGCUGUAUGACAGGCACAAUUUUUAUGUUUUUAUGUCUCAACAUCGAGGACCUAUUUGAAGCUGUCUUACUCAAAAGUGUUUUCCAGCAUCUCUGUCCAAC
Messenger RNA from Cervus elaphus (red deer), 2120 nucleotides. RefSeq names its product hydroxyacid oxidase 1 (gene HAO1). Gene Ontology annotation, molecular function: FMN binding; oxidoreductase activity. NCBI's taxonomy places the organism in Eukaryota, Metazoa, Chordata, Mammalia, Artiodactyla, Cervidae. The coding region runs from base 31 to 1206 and encodes 391 amino acids. The record is from RefSeq and is a predicted model, not a curated record. The transcript has 9 exons.